Camponotus floridanus (Florida carpenter ant) is the source of this 1611-nucleotide messenger RNA. RefSeq lists its product as uncharacterized. The record is from RefSeq and is a predicted model, not a curated record. Gene Ontology annotation, molecular function: odorant binding; olfactory receptor activity. Lineage: Eukaryota; Metazoa; Arthropoda; Insecta; Hymenoptera; Formicidae. The transcript is spliced from 4 exons. Gene Ontology annotation, cellular component: plasma membrane. Bases 300 to 1544 code for a protein of 414 amino acids. Gene Ontology annotation, biological process: detection of chemical stimulus involved in sensory perception of smell; sensory perception of smell.
UGCAUUGAUUAUGCUUGGACAAAAGUUUCUAUCCUGCUACCGUAACAUUGUAUUAAACAUAAUUGUCCAUGUUUACCCUUUUCUGAUUUAUUCCAACCGCAGCUGCGCUGUUUCCCCCGUAAACUCAACUAACAAUAAGUACAUUACAAAAUGCAAAUUGCUAGUCAUCAAAGUCGCGACUUUUACUUGCGAAGAUUGCAGGAGUUCAUUGAACGUGUCAUGCGCAUGCUUUCUAGCAGAAAUCCGCAUAAUUCUGACAAUCUAGAUAGUACAGAUCGAGCAAGCACCGCCUUUACAUCAUGGGAAUAAUGAUCGACCGGAAACAACUAACAAACACCGACAGGGUAACGAAACGGAAUAUAUGUGAAUCAUAUAUUUCGGACUUUUAUUACGCCAUUCAGAUAAGCCUUUGCCUGUUGAAACCGAUCGGUGCAUGGCCAUUAGAUGACGAUAAAACUUCGAGGCUUAAGGUGGCUUUGCAUAAGCUAUCAAUGAUGAUCGCUACGUUCCUCUUAAUUUUCACUAUUGUGCCGUGGAUCAUGCAAAUCAUCAAGGAGAAAUGGAGCGUCUUCCUGAUACUCCGUACGAUAUGCCCGCUGCUCUUCAUGUUGACGGUCUUCACGAGUUACAUUUUGUUGCUGUGGCAUCAAGAUGAGUUCAAGUUCUGCAUCGAUCAUGUGGCCGAUGAUUGGCGAUGCGGGAUAAUCGUCGAAGAUCGGAAUAUCAUGCUGGCGAAUGCUAAAGUGGGCCGCAGGUUUGGUAUCGUUUCUGUGGCUUUCAUGUUCAGCGGUGGUAUGUUGUAUGGUAUGCUACCUAUGGUGUUGCCGAAUAUGGUCAAUGCAAAUAAUGUUACCGUGAGACUGCAUCCGUCCCCCUGCGAAUUUCUCGUGUUUGAUUCCAAGACUAGUCCUGCAUAUGAGAUCGUGUAUUUUUUACAACUUCUCUCCGGUUGUACUGCCUAUAGCGCAUUCUGCGGGAUUUGCAGCUUGAUGGCUCAUUUCGUCACGCAUGUGUGCGGCCAAUGUGACGUGUUAAUGGCAAUUUUUGAGGAAACCGUGGACGGUGGCAAACACAAUGACGGUUCCAUCGAGAACCGAAUAGCUACCGCGGUAACCCGGCAUUUACAUUUGCUCAGAUUGGUUUCCAACAUAAGCAAUUUAUUUACCGAGAUAUGCCUCGUGGAAUUUGUAAACGCAUCAUGUAGCAUAUGUUUAAUUUGCUACUACAUCGUAACCGACUUGAAUAAUAACGAGUCGUUUAUACAGAUUUUUAUGUAUCUUUUCGCACUCGCGUCCAUCGUUUUCAAUAUUUUUAUUUUCUGCUACAUCGGCGAUUUGCUCAAAGAGCGCUGUCAGAAAGUGGGUACCGCUUGCUAUGCAAUCGAAUGGUAUCGAAUGUCUUCUAAAAAAGCAAUUGAUUUAAUUAUUCCGAUUAUGAUAUCUCGAUAUCCUGCAACACUCACUGCUGGAAAAAUGAUGACGAUGACUUUGAUGACAUUUUCUGAUGUAAGUAAUAUCGUUUUGCUCUUUAAAUGCGGAAUAUGAUUAAAACUAUUUAAUGUAUCGCGACAGAGUUUUGUACCGAUUACAUGGAUUAUUUAGAAAUUAUAGU